CGAAUGGACUAUACGCAAGAAAACUGAUGAGAGAAUAAAUAGAAUCACUAAAAAAAAUAAUAGGCUAAAACGUAAACUUAAUGUAAGAGAUAAUGAUAAAGAGAUAUAUUCAUCUGAUGAAGGUAAUACAGAAAAUAACAAUGAUGAUAGCUUUGAAUCAAGGUCCAAAGCUGUUAAAAAUAGCACAAAGAAACUUUAUCUAGGUAAUAGUACGGGAUUAAAAGCAGGAGAUAUCUAUGCAAUAGGAGAGAUAAUUGAUGAGAUCGACCCAGUAAUGGGAUUAUAUGUUUUACGUGCACAGUAUACAAAUGCUAGACAUCCUAAUGGCACAUGGGUAAAGAUGACCAGUUUGAUAAAGGAUUACCCGACAGUUAAACAUAAUGAUGGUAAAGAGUAUUUACGAAUUAGAUUUACAGAUCAUAGUAAGCAAAGAUCUGUUAUUCAAGCUAUUCACCAGGAUAAAUUCAAGUCAUAUACAAUCUGCGAAGACUCACUUAAUGGUAAAUAUAGACAAUUUAUCACUCGUAGUCAAAUAUACACGAAUGGGAAAGAAGACUAUUUUCAUAUUUUAGGUUUCUUUAUACUUAAGGAUGAAACGCGUGUACUCUUAAUAGACGAACAUGAGAACUGCCUUAAAUAUAACAAAGAUGUUAUAUUUUUAGAUGAUGAAUUCUUUUGCAAUGAGAUAGUGCAUGCAUUUGAUCUGGAAACGACAUUUUUACAAAACUUCAAUCAUGAAAUUAAAAAAAAAGAUAUGAUUGGACGUGGUAGUACCCCAUUUGACCGUGCAUAUAUGAACGUUAGUAUUUUUACCCAAGGUAAUAAUCUUGUGCCACUGGGAGUGAUUUGUCUGCUCGAUACCGGAACCGAUACACCACUUCGAUAUGAAUCGGAAGAGAAAAUCAAGGAAAGAAUAUGGAAGAUG
Racocetra persica is the source of this 925-nucleotide messenger RNA. The record is from the annotation of a GenBank genome assembly. NCBI's taxonomy places the organism in Eukaryota, Fungi, Glomeromycota, Glomeromycetes, Diversisporales, Gigasporaceae.